Molecule: messenger RNA, 1416 nt
Organism: Lasiodiplodia theobromae
Lineage: Eukaryota; Fungi; Ascomycota; Dothideomycetes; Botryosphaeriales; Botryosphaeriaceae
Product: Cell cycle control protein
Exons: 5
Coding region: 1-1416 (471 amino acids)
Biological process (GO): mRNA splicing, via spliceosome; protein ubiquitination; DNA repair
Cellular component (GO): cytoplasm; Prp19 complex; U2-type catalytic step 1 spliceosome
Molecular function (GO): ubiquitin protein ligase activity; protein binding
Source: RefSeq, a predicted model, not a curated record
AUGUUGUGCGCAAUCUCUGGUGAAGCGCCGCAGGUCCCCGUCGCGUCCAAGAAAAGCGGAAACGUCUUUGAGAAGCGCCUGAUUGACGCAUACAUUGCUGAGCAUGGCACCGACCCCGUCAAUGGCGAGGAGCUCACUGUAGAUGAUCUGGUCGAGCUCAAAACCCAGCGCGUCGUCCGCCCGCGUCCGCCAACUCUUACUUCGAUUCCCUCGCUCCUCGCUGCCUUUCAGAACGAAUGGGAUGCCGUUGCCCUCGAGACAUACCAGCUGAAGCAACAGCUUGCGCAAACUCGGCAGGAGCUCAGCACGGCCCUCUACCAACACGAUGCUGCCGUGAGGGUCAUCGCGCGGCUAACGCGCGAGAGAGACGAGGCUCGCAACGCGCUCUCCCGCAUCAGCGUGAGUGCUGGUGGCGGAGAUGCCAUGCAGGUGGAUAGCGCUAGUCUCCCUGAUGCGGUCGUGGCGAAGAUUGAUGAGACACAUCAGCAGCUGUCCGCAACGCGGAGAAAGCGCCCUAUUCCCGAGGGCUGGGCUACGCCGGAGACGGUCCAAUCGUUUGACACCACGCACGAGACGGAGUCCCUAUAUCCCGGCGGCAAGGCGCUCGCUCUCGACAAGAGCGGCGACCUCGCGCUUACUGGAGGAAAGGACGGCAGUGCCAGCGUUUUCUCUCUUUCGCAAAAGCAGGUGGUUCAGGCACUGAAGGCCGGCGGAAGCGUCACAGCGGGUGCCUGGUACAAUGACAAGCCAGUUAUUGCCACAUCGACGGGCGCAGUCAAGGUGUUUGAGAACGGUGCGGAGGUGGCUCAGAUUGGCUCCCAUGCAGGAGCGGCAACAUCGCUUUCGAUCCAUCCAUGCGGCGACAUCCUUGCUUCGACCGGUGUGGAUAAGAGCUACAUCCUUUACGACUUGAGCAGCAACAAGCAGCUCACGCAGGUCUUCACCGAUGCCGAACUGCUUUGCGGGGGAUUUCAUCCUGAUGGCCACCUGUUUGCUGCAGGCGGUCGGGAUGGCCAGAUCAAGGUGUUCGACGUCAAGAAUGGUGAGAGCAUGGCGACGUUCGAUGCAGGCGGACCUCUGCAAACAAUUGCCUUCUCCGAGAAUGGCACUUGGCUGGCGGCUGCAGUGCAGGGCCAGACGACAGUCCAGAUCUGGGAUCUGCGGAAGGCAGCGAGCAUCAAGACGCUGGACAUUGGCAGCACGGUGGAAAGCGUGCAGUGGGAUUACACGGGCCAGUUCCUUGCUGCGGCAGGCGCGGGCAGCGUUGCUGUGCAGCACUACGCAAAGGCGGGCAAGCAGUGGUCGGAGCCGUUCAGGAAAGCGAUCCCGGCGGCGGCGGUGGUGUGGGGAGCCUCGGCGCAGUCGCUCGUGGCGCUGACGGCCGAGGGAGGACUGGUGGAGCUGGGCUCAGCUUGA